AUGCGUCCUAGAUCAAAGGUGCUCGGACUGGAUCCACCAACGUGCUGCUCUGCUUCCUCCUCUUGCCUGUCAUCAUCCUCGGGGGCAUCGUCAUCGUCCUGCUCGUCCAGCUCGGGAUUACGGACCCCUGAAUGGUCUGCCUACGGUGGCACUUACCCAAACGAUCAGGGGCAAUACCAGCGUUAUUAUGAUGCCUCCAAGAUAUGUCAGCUCGAUCCCGGCGCUCCAAUAGACGUCUCACACCGCACCCGCCACAUCCGACUUCGUGAGCACUUUGUCCGCGACAUGGUCGCCCUUGGUGAUAUCGCGGUCCAGUACAUCAACACGGCCGACAUGACCGCCGACAUCUUCACCAAGGCUCUAGCCCGCGACCUCUUUGCGCGUCACCGCGGCCGCCUUGGCAUCUGUCCUCCCUGAUGCUCGAAGUCGGGGGGGUGUGAGAUUCUCAAAGUACUUUAAUUCUCUCUUAUUUCCUUCUAGCAUCAUGGCCCCUGUGUCUCUUCCCUUAUUCUCCUUCUUGACCCGGCUUUGCCGUCUAUCUUCCGCAUUCUGGCCAGACUCGCGCACUUGCUCUCAGCUAGCUGGCCCCGCGCGACUCUCUCUCUCCUGCUCAAGCAACUUCUUGGUCUGGUCUCCCUUGGUCCGUCGAUCAGAGACUUACCACUGCUUGAGCAGGUCUGUGCGUUGCUUCUACCUCUCAUAGGUUAUGAGCCCAACGAGCUACCAGCUGCGAGGAAUCUCCUUUUUCGGCCUCGUGGCCGAUGUUUAUCGAACUCCCGGCCCCACCUCCGCUACUUUUACCCUUUGCAUCACUUGCACUCCCAUCUGCAGUAUCUCCCACGCUGCCUGGGAUCAUAUUCCAACUACCGAGUCGCUCUGAUCCAAUAGCAAUUGCAGGAAAUCGGAUGCAUGGCGACGACGGUCUAGGAAAAGGUGCUUCCCAAACACCCACUCCUUCUUCAGUGACUCCAACUCGAUCACCUCUUGGGAAGCUACUCGACGAUUGGACACCCGCGAAUACAGCGGACCUACAUGGUAGCAACAAUAAUACCGCAGAACUUGCAUGGGUAACAGCUGGCGCGUCGACGCGUCUGCCGGUGAUCCCGACUCCAGCGCGUCGACACCGUCGAGGGCGUUCUUUGUCGGUCCAUCUACUGUGGCGAUCGAGCGUGACAGAAGAAGGAUGGGAGGUUUUGAAGAGGCACUACGAAAUGAAGAUAGGGGCGCCGUGGCCGGUCUGGGGCAAGACGGGAUGCGGUGACUGGUCUCUAAAGCUGGAACGCGCGGGGCUGUGA
Microbotryum saponariae is the source of this 1295-nucleotide messenger RNA. The record is from the annotation of a GenBank genome assembly. NCBI's taxonomy places the organism in Eukaryota, Fungi, Basidiomycota, Microbotryomycetes, Microbotryales, Microbotryaceae.